This is a messenger RNA of Didymodactylos carnosus, 2163 nucleotides long. Lineage: Eukaryota; Metazoa; Rotifera; Eurotatoria; Philodinida; Philodinidae. The record is from the annotation of a GenBank genome assembly.
AUGGAUGUUACUUUACCAUCGUCUUCACCCAAUUUCAGUCUUUCAGCACGAGCUAUUUUUUGUUUGUUAUGUGCAUGCACGUUGGUACAAAAUGCAAUCGUUGGUGGAGCGAAUAAUGCCAUUAUAACGACCAUCGAAAAAGGUUUUUAUAUGACAAGUACUGACACUGGUCUUUUUCAAAGUGUUUACGAACUUGUGAGUGUAUUUGUCUAUCCGUUGGUCGGGUACAUUGGUGACAAAGGUCGAAAAAUUCGAUGGAUAUCCUCAUCAAUGUCCAUACUCGGAGUUGGAUUUUUGGUCAUGUCUAUACCUCAUUUCUUAGAAUUAAAACGUGGUCGUCCAAUAUUUGAGACACGGGCUGCUGAUCAUUUAACAUUAUGUGUAGUUAAUCGAACAGUGAAUGUAUGCAAUGUAUCAAAUAAUCUUCAGUUUUUAAGGCAUUUAAAAUAUGUCUUUUAUUUAUCAAAUGUGAUCAAUGCUUGCGGAUCAGCAGCUCUACCUACGUUAGCUGUGUCUUUAAUAGAAGAUUUAUUUUCAAGUAAGACCGCUCCUCUUGCACAAGGAGCUUAUUAUGCGAUUGGUGGCAUUGGCAUUGGGUUCGGAUUUCUCGCCACAAGUCAAUUUUUGAAUGUAUAUACAAAUAUUCGCAAACCGGUGUGGCUAACACCACACUAUGCAGAAUGGAUUGGUGCAUGGUGGAUAUUGUAUAUGUUAUCAUCGGUUAUAUGUUUUUUAUUGUCAUUCUUUCUCUUCUAUUUUGAUACUGGACGUGCUCAAUCGAGUUCAGUGUCUAUUCGUCGUGUAGACUAUUGCUUACUCCCAUCAACAACAAAGAAGUAUAAGAAUCAAAAUGAAAAUGAAAAUUCAAACCUUCGGCAUAAAAUUUUACCAGAUACACCAACAACGACUAGUUCUUAUACGGAUAUAAACUCUCUUCAACAAUCCCAACGUAUUCCUAUCACAUUUCAUAAUAAUACAACAACGAAGGAUCAAGAUAUACAAAUUCAUUCUGAAAAUGAAUCUGAAACUCGUGAUAUGUCGAUAUUGAGUACAAUCGCUGAAGAACAACAACUACAUCAACCAAAAUUUUCACCAACGACAGAUUGUUUUUAUGAUAUCUGUGUACUUAUUAAACAAUUAUUAACUAAUUUACGUUACAUGGGUAUCACAUUUUGUGCUGUUAUCGAAGCUCUACUCAUCAAAGGCUAUCUAGCAUUUUUAUCCAAGCAUAUUGAAUAUCAGUUUCGUACAACAUCAUCACAUUCAAGCAUCUAUAUGGGUGUCAUUAGUUUAUUUAGUGUGGUGUUAGGCACACCGCUGGGAGCUUACGUGGUCAAGCGCUAUAAUUUUGACGGUCGAAAAUGUGCAAAAUUUUGUUGCCUGAUAUUAACAUUUUCAUCUGUGAUAUUUUUAGGAUUAUUACUUCAUUGCCGUGAACCAACUAUUGGUACAGAUCAUUCCACAAUAAUAUUUUCUAGUGCAUUUUCAUCGGAUGAACCGGGCGAUAGUCCAUUAUUAUUGCCGGAAGUUGAAGAAACUCAAUGUAAGAAAAAAUGUAACUGUGAUAUGAAUAUAUUUCAACCCGUGUGUGACCAUGUCAAUAAAGCAACGUAUCAAAACCCGUGUAUACUAGGAUGUCGAAAGAUUCUCAAAGGAAAAUAUGCCGAUUGUGACUGUUUGCCACAAAACGGUACAGUGAUUGUUGGACGUUGUAAAGAACGAAAAUGUACAUUAAAUUUAAUAUUGACAUUAUGCGGGGCAUUUAUUGUUGUCUUCAUGAGUUGUUGUAUUAUUGUACCAGCACUCAAAGGUAUAUUACAUAGUAUUGACCCUGAACAUCGGGCAUUUUCAUUGGGUUUCAAAUCAACAUUAACUAAAUCAUUGGGUUAUCUGCCGGGGACAUUGCUGUUUGGAAAAAUUAUCGAUCAUACAUGCAUCACGAGAAUUAAAGAAACAUGUGGUGACAAAUUUGAAUGUAAACAUUAUAACAAUAAGAAAAUGGCUAUUUCAUUAGCUCUGUUGGGUUUUGGAUUCCGUUCUAUAUCCGCACUAUGUUGUGCUAUAUCUUGGUAUGCGUACAAAAAAUAUCCCGACAUUCAACAACAGUCCGAAAAUAAUGUAAUUCGAAGAACGUCAGAUAAUUUAACAGAAGAACAUACAUAG